AUGGAGAACGUCAUACUUGAAGACUCGCCGCUGGCCGAGUAUCUGGAAGGUUUGCGCCCUGAGACUGCGGGCCGUACAGGGACCAAGACAUUAAACUCCAAGCUAGGCCAAGGCAAGGGAGCAGACUCCCCGCCGCCGUCACCCACCGCAUCCGACCCGUACAGCUUUGCGCCCCGGGGCCCGUCGACGCUGCAGUCGAGGAUACGCGACCGACUGCCCCCGCCGCUGCGAAUACAUGCCCGCAAUGGCUCAAUCGCACGCAUCCACACCGUGUGCUCGAAAGCCGUCGCAUCACGCCUCGGCCGCGCCGACAACGAGCGCUUCCUCGAGCACUUCCGCUAUCUCAUCGUCGCCUCGCAGCUGCUGGGCGAGCAGGGCGGCGUGCGGGCCACGUCCCUGGCCAGUUUCGCGACGGGCGGGCCGGGCGCGCAGGAGUUCAAGAUCAUCACCAUCAGCCCCACGGGCGCCGCGCUGACGGGGACGACGGCCUUCACACUGGUCUACCUCGCCCACUGGGCGCGACGCACACCCGGGGCGGGGAAAUGGAGGUUUCUGGUCGUCGUCCUGACCUUCGCCGCCGUCGCCACAGCCUUCUACGGCUACAUGCGGCGCCAGUGGUUGCAGUAUCUGAGGCAGCAGGCGGUCGAGGGCGCGUCUGCCCUGGUCCUGAACCUGCAGGCCUUCGAGGCGUCCACGUCUGCUGCCCUCUCGCUGAUCCAGGAGGUGGAGCUGGUCUCGCGAGGCUACCGACUCGCGCCAAUGCCACCCAUCUCGCGACUCGAAGAGCAAGGACAAGCCCGCCGCUGUCAGCGAUUGCGACGACACCUCCGAGGCGCCUUUGUCGAAACCCUUCCUAUACUCACCAAGCAGUGCAUGAUCCUCAAGCAGCUCAUCGAAGAAGACGACCUGGAAAAGUACCUCGACGUCUACGAAAUCAGCAACCCCGAUAUGCAGGAGGCGGCGCAGGGAUACUCCGAGACCGAGUUCGAAGACGCCGAAACAUUAAAAGCUCUACGAACCCUCCAAUACCGACUCUCCACUCUUCGCCGCGUAUAUCUUUGCUCCCUGCUGGCUCUCGAGGCGGACGGUGGAUCUCCAGACUUUGCGCGCUGGGCAACAGUCGUGGAUUCGAUGCGCAGACUGGCCGCGCCCACAGAAAGAUCCAGCGAGAAGAUCAACCGCGUCCUCGCAGAAGAAGAACAAUUCACGCUCCCCCAGCCCUCGCCGAGCAAGGCCCCUCCCCCAGGCCGGGAAAAGGUCCGCAACCAAGUCCGCAAACUAUCCGGGCUAUCACAGGGCAUCCGCGGACUACAAGCCAAAAUGCAGGUGCUCCGCGAAGAAACCAACAAAACCCUCGAGGACACAGAAGACGUGACAGAGCUCGGCCACCACCUCAUGGUCCAAUACGACUCCAUCGGCGCCGACCUCAAAAGUCUCAUGCAAGCCUGGGAAGCCGGCAAAACCGCCCUAGCCCUCAACAUCGACAGACAAGAACGCCGCAUCUCGCAAGCCUCCAGCGGCCUGCGCUCCCCCGUCCCAAGCCUCGGCGGCCUGACUGCCGUCGACGAAGGCAGUCCGUCUGAUGCUCUGCGCGCGUUAAAUGGCGACACGCUAAGUCUCCUACAGAGUGCGCCCCCGAGCGACCAAGGCAGCAACUCGGACGAUGAGGUCUUCGAGGCCAUUGCCAUCCCCAAGACUCGCGUCACCAUGACGAGGGAGGAGCGCAUGCAUAAGAUUCAGGAGGAUCGCGUUCGUCAGGCGUCGGCGCGGGAACAGCGCGAUGCGAGCACGAAUAUGCUGAGGGAGUUGGAGAGCGUGAUUAAUCUAAGACCGCAUCGUAUUACGGGGCCUACGGGUCGGGUUACGAGUCUUUGA
Dothidotthia symphoricarpi CBS 119687 is the source of this 1875-nucleotide messenger RNA. RefSeq lists its product as uncharacterized. NCBI's taxonomy places the organism in Eukaryota, Fungi, Ascomycota, Dothideomycetes, Pleosporales, Dothidotthiaceae. The transcript is spliced from 3 exons. Gene Ontology annotation, biological process: cell-cell adhesion. Gene Ontology annotation, cellular component: plasma membrane. Gene Ontology annotation, molecular function: myosin binding. Bases 1 to 1875 code for a protein of 624 amino acids. The record is from RefSeq and is a predicted model, not a curated record.